Messenger RNA from Harmonia axyridis, 11284 nucleotides. Its product is annotated as titin homolog. The transcript is spliced from 5 exons. The coding region runs from base 217 to 10551 and encodes 3444 amino acids. The record is from RefSeq and is a predicted model, not a curated record. NCBI's taxonomy places the organism in Eukaryota, Metazoa, Arthropoda, Insecta, Coleoptera, Coccinellidae.
CAAACAAAAUGGUAUCACGUAUGUCUGACAGACAAGUGAAGUUAGACAUCUUUUAUUAUGCUUAAAAUUUAUCAUGAUUUGCUGAAUGGAAUCAAUGAAAUGAAAGGAAUUGUAGAUUUUGAAGGUUUAGUUAAUUAAUUCUUGAAGUUUAACGAGUAACAAAUUAAACUGAAGUUUGUGAAUAAAGUGAGUGGUCUGUAAAGGACAUUUGAUGAAAUGGAGGUUUAUUACAAACCCAGUGACAUAGUCUGGGUUAAACUGGGACCAUUUUGGUGGCCAGGUGAAGUUAUAGACAAAACAAGUGUACCAGGCGAUCUUUUCGAAUCUCUAAAAAGAGAGCCAAUAGCAAUAGUAAAAUUUUUCGACGAUGAUGGAUAUUAUGAAAUCGUCAAAACCCCAGAAGGAAUUUUUCCUUACAAUUGUGACAGAAAAUAUGAUUUUAUCAAGAAAGGAAUGGACGCUUUUAGAGCUAAAAAUCCUAAGCUCACUUCAUUCCCAAAGGAUGUUAGCGCUGCGGAAGUGAAGACUGGUGGUAAUGCAAACAUACUGAGUGAUCCUGUUUUUACCACAGAACGUAAAAGGAAUUAUGCUGCAGAAAUUUUUGGAUCUCCUGUUGUUAAAAAACCUAGAGAAAAUAUGAAGGGUCGUUCAACUAAAUCAGAGCCUCUCAUAACGCACAGAAGGUUUCUUGGGUAUGAUGACUACCAAGCCCGUGUCCUCAACCCAAAAUCCGAGGAAGCUAAUUCAGAAGAAGAAAAUGCACCAGCUGUAGUACCUAAAGAAAAUAUCCUCAAAAAAUUCACCUGUCCCAUCUGUCAGUUCAGCAGUGACAGAUUGGGCAUACUGAUGAAGCAUACUAGUUGUCAUGUCAAAGACGUGAGCUUCCAGUCUAGGCAGCCUAUAAAGAAACCUCAGAAACGAAAGAGAAGGAAAGCAUUGAGUGAUGAAGAACUUUCUGGUGAUGAGAAAAGGACCAAGACCAAGAGAAAAUAUACAAAGAAAAAAGUUGAUGAAUCCAUUCUUGCAGAUGAUGAGAGGAGUGAAAAUGAUGCAUCAAUGGUUACUAACGACUCUCCAAAGCGUAAAAACACAAAGAAAAAUGAACAGUCAAUAGUAGCAGAGGAGGAGAAGAAGGAUAUUUGUAAUGAUAUAAUAGCUGAUUGGGAUGAUGAAAGUAACCAUGAAGAAGCGUCAGAAGAAACAUUGAAUGAGACCCUGGAGAAAUCUGAAGAUCCAGUGAAUGACUCUUCAUUAGCUGAUUCUUCAUAUGCAGAUUCUUCCUUUGUCCUACACCUUACAGGCGAAGAUCUUGAUUCAACAAAAAUAUCAAGUGAAAUAACUGAAGAACAAGAAGAAAAUAAAUCUACUGAAGAAAAGACAGAGAAAAAUGCUAAUAAAUCUUGCUUUGAUUUUGAUGAUGAUGAAGAAGAUGCAAAAAUACCAGAUGCUACUUCUGGAAGAAAAAUACCUAGAGUUAUACCGAUAUCAGACCGUAGAAAAACUUUUGAGUUUGAUGAUGACCUUAUUAACGUAGAAGAAGAGAAAAAGAAAAAGCAAAUUCUUGAAGAAUCAGAAGAAUUGGCAAAGUUAGCUGAAUCUUCAAUAGAAAUGGAUAAAGAAACUGAAAACUUUGAAAAGACCUAUCAAUCUCUGAUGGACUCAACUGAAAAUAUUGAUCUUCCAGAUGUUCCAAAUUUACUCAAAACGGAACAAAAUUUUCACUCUGCUAAAGCAGUCAAGUACCCCGAUAAAGCCGAAAGAGAAUCUUCAGAUUUGAUUGAGGCUGAAGUUGUUGAAGAGAAAUUAGAAGAAUCAGAGAAAACAGAAGUUGUUGAAGGAAAAUUGGAAGAGUCAGAAAAAACGGAAGUUGUUGAAGAAACAACUGUUGCAAAACCUGAUACUGAGGCAGUUAUCACUUUGACGGUAGAUAAAAAUCUGGAACAACAGCCUGAAUUAGUUCAAAGUAGUACAUUAGAUGAAGAGUUGUUAGAUAUGGAAUCUGAACUAACAUUGUCCAAAAGCAAAACGAAGAAAAGAAGCAAAAACACAAAAAGAGGUCGGAAACCUACCAGACCGAGGCUGGAAGUAACGGAAUCUAAUAUUGAUGCUUUAUUAUUAAAACAAGCAGAGGAAUCUGAGAAUUUCAAAGAUGAAACAGAUUCAGAACCUUCAAGUAUUCAAGUGCCAUUAAAUACCCCUUCUCUUACUGGAGAACAGACAGCAGUUGGUCUUGAUGUUUCAACAGAAUCUAUAGAAAUGCAAGAUGUCAAUUCUAAACAAAAAGUCCAAGAAGAAUCAACUGAUAUCAAUACAGUCAAUAUUGAUAUUAGUCUUGAUGAAAAUGUUAAUACAGAAGAGAUUCUGAUUGAGAAAGAGCAGGAUAAAAAACAGGAUAUUGAGAUUCUUGUGAAAAAUACAACUGUAGCAAUAGAAACAGUGUUGGAAAAAUCUGCAGAUAUUUCUGAUGAAAAAACCACAGUUACAGAAGUAUCUGAAUAUCUCAGUACAAACGAUUCUCUUGAAACGAACGAAAACCAAGCAAAUAUAGAUAUCGAAGUUGCCAAAAAAAAAUUAAAUCCUGUUGAAGACGACAGGAUUACGGAUGAUGAACAUCAACCAGUAACAAAAAGAAAAAAGACUACACAUAAUUAUUCCAAAUCAUUCGAUGGUAAUGAUAACCCAACACAAAGUAAUAGGAGAGGGCGUAGCAGAGAUUCCAAAAUUGAAGUUAGUUCCUUAGCAGAAAGUAAUAGUCAAAACGAACAAAAAAAAUCUGGAUCAUGUAGAAAAUCAUCUAGAUGGGAAAGAAAAUCAUUGAAUAAGGACAAAAGAACAUCAGAGGAUGAAACUUCGCUAGAGUCUCUAAUCCCAAGUCCAGAGGAAAUAAAUACUGUGAUUCUUGGCACAUCCCAUUCCAAAAAACAUAUCACCACCCCUAUUGAUGAACAUAAAUCUCUGCCUGGCACUAAUGAGCAGAGUAUUGAAGAUUUGAAACCACCAGCAAGUGAAAUAACAGAGGAAAAAAAUUCUUCAGCUGAUUCUGUACCUAAUGAAUUACCCCCUAUCGAAUCAUAUUUAGAAGUUGAAGCAACUAAAAAUACUGUAAAUGAGGAAUCACAAACAAAACAAGAAUCAAAUGAAUUGAAAACAAAUGAAAAUAAUCAAGCAGAUGAAAGUACUUCCAAAAAAAUUGAAGAACCUGCAGAAGAUCAUAAAUCCCAUCAUAAAAGUUCUAGAAAGGAAAAGAAAUCGAGCAAAAGCGAAAAAGUUGAAUCUUCCCACCGUAGUUCCAGAAGUGGAAGAAGAUCAAGCAGACAUGAGAAAGAGAAACAAGAGUCAUCCCAAAGCCGUAAAUCGGUUUCUCAUGAAGAAACUGCCGUCAAACAUCCCAAAGAAACUUACUCUAAGAAAUCUCGUAGUAGUACCUCGAGAGAUUUGCAUAAUCGUAGUAAAGAAAGUCCUCUUAAUGAUCUAGAAGAUAAUAUUCUUCAAAAAAGUACCGGAGCAGAUAAAAAAACUGGCCAAAGUUCUCAAAAACAUAAGGCUUCACCCGUAAAAGAUCAUAUUGUGGAUGACCAAAAAGAACAUAUUUCAUCUAGUCGUAGUUCUAGGAAACAUGGUAGUAGAUCUGCUAGGAGCUCUAGAAGCUCAUUAAAAGAGCCUGAAAUUAAAGAAAGAAAACUGACUAUAGGUAAAGAACCUGAAAAUAGUAACUUACUGAAAACAGAAGAAAUUAUAGAUAGAUCACAAUCAAAUCACAUGAAAUUAGCAGGACCUCUAAUACAGGAUGAAGUUGACCCCAUAAAAGAUUUAUUUUUCCCAUCUGACACUGUUGUAAAAACAAGAGAACAAAAACGAGAAGAGUUGAAGAGCAUAUUCUCAUUUGAUUACGAUGAGAAAGAUCUUAAAAAAAGGAGAACUUAUGGCCACAAGCGAAAAUCCAAACAGGAGAAAACUGCUACUGAAAGUGGAGUACCACAAAAGGAUGAAAUUGCAACAGCAGAGCAGGUGAAUAAAACUGUAGAGUGCCAAAUGGCGGAUGUUACCUCUUAUCUUUCCCCUGAUUUAUCGAAAACAUCUCUUAUUGAGAAAAAUGAGUCAGUCACUCCUAACAUGGAACUUUCUCAAGAGGCUUUGGCAGAAGUUCAAGGAAAAAAUGAAGAUGUAGUUGAUGUAAAGGAAGAAGAAAAAUCAGAAACGGCAGAAAAAAGAGAAGUUUCUCAUUCAUCUGAAGUCCAACAUAUUGAAACAACAGUUCAUCAAGAAGAGUCUGCAAAUACUAAAACACAAAAUGAAAUGGAGGUUCUGCUCAAUGCAGAUCAAGAAGAUAAGUUAGUAGAACGUUCAGAAAAUGAGGGAGACGUUACAUCCGAGCAUGUUAAGGAACAUAUUACUCAUAAAAUUUCUCAACCACAACCGGAAAGUGUUGAUACCAAACUAAAUAAAACUGAAAUUGAAUUGAAUGACACAGAAAAAACUAAAGAAGUUGAAAAAAGUCCAAAGAUAAUUUCAAAGAAGAAUCGAAAACCUAGUAGGUGGGAUCAAAAAGAAAAAACAAACAAAAGUGUCAAUCAAGAACGAAAAACUCGUUGGGAUACAGUGCUAAAUGAAGAAGAAAAUCUAUUCCAAAAAUCAGAUACGGAAAGUGGAAAAGAAACUGUAGAAAACAAUGAAAAUCUUGAAAUUGAUGAAACAAGCCAAAAAGAAAUGAAUGAAAUAUUUUCUACAAAAGAAUCAAUAGAUCUUGCCGAGAAGAAUGCAGAACAGAUUGAGUUGAUUUUUGGAACUUCCCCGCUUCCAGGAUUCAAUGAAAAUAGUCUUUUAGUCAAAGAAAACUUGGAAACAGUCAAUGAGAAAAAAGAUUUUCUGUCAGUAUCUGAGAAGAUAAACGAAGAAGGUUUUCCAAGCGAAGUCCUUUCUCAAAAUUCAUCAUUUGAAAAUUCAUCUGAUUUGUUAGAAUCGGUUGAAAGUCAGGUAGCUAGAAUAACACAUUACGAAGAACCAAACAUGGAGAAAAAAGAGCCAAAUGAAGAUAAAUCCAAUGAACAUAAAAAAACUGGUUCAUCAAUAUUUGAUACUCCUGAAAAAAGUGAAAAAUCUACUGAUUCAUUAGAAGACAGAAUAGUUGUUGAAACUAGUUCAUUACCUGGAAGUUGCAGCUCCCAAUCUGAGGAAAUAUCGAUAAGUAAAGAACCUGCCCUCAAAAGUAAAAAAAUGUAUUUGCUAACAGAAAAGGCUAAAAAAGAAAAAGUAGAAAAGCCAUUUGAUUUUCCUAAAGAACAAUCAACUUGUCUUCAAGAGCAGCCUGUUCCAAGUAGAUCUGUUGAAAAAACUAAUGAAGUGGCCACAAAACUGACAAAUCCAAAGAAAAGAUUUGUGAAGUCUUUUGAAGAUUUUGAACUCAAUAAGCAGAAAGAAAAAUCCUUGGAGACUGUGAAAUCAAAUGCAACAGAAGUCAAGGUAGAGACGCCCUCGCUUACGAUUGGAAAGUCUCCCAUCGCUUUUAAAUUGAAGAAACAAUUUCUUUCGAAAAUCAGCAAUGUAUUUGAUGAAGAGGAUGACAAAAAAGAAACCAAACUCCUUCCUAAAUUGAAAUCAACUAAAAGUGAUGAUAAGUUCUUUCCUAAAAAGAAAGACUUGAUUUUUCCGGAUAAAAUAGAAAGGGAUACCACAAAAAGUUGUCAAGCUUCAGAUAGCCUGGAAACAAAAAUCGAAAAACCUUCUGAGACUGAUGAUGUAAUAUCGAAGAAUGUUCCAGAGAUCUCCCAAGUGGACCAAUCGCUUUCAUGGAAUAAGUCGUCUUUAGAAACUGAAGAAUUGUCUUUAGAGCAGUGUGAAGUGCCACAAGACACAAAUUCUAAAAGAAACGAUAAUCCUCCAUUGAAUGUCCCUGUUGAUUCAGAAAUGAAUUCUGUGCAAUGCUCUGGAGAUCCAAAUCAAAGUGACAUAGGCAAAUAUGAUGAAUUUAAUAAGUUAACAUCAGCUACGGUAUCUGAGUCUCUAGAUAGGCAAGAUAAUGACAUUGAUAUUUCAAAAACUGAAAUCAUAACCAAAAAUUUUCCUCUGGAUGAAAAUAAAAAAGAAGAAACAGAAUAUGUUUCUAUAGAUGGAAAUUUAACAGUUGUAUCAGAAAAAGAAUUAGCUGAAGGACAAGUAGAAAUAACAGCAAAUAUGCCCAGCAAAAAACCUAUGACACUUCUCAGUUUUUCUAUGGAUUUCUCUGAUGAGAGCAGUGAUGCAAGCUUCGAUGCUUUCAGGAAGGAGAAUAUACAAAAUAUUACAGAAUCACUUGAUACUAAAAAUGUAGGAGAUGACAAUAAAGAAAAAGAAAUUACCUUUGGUAAGAAGAAAGAACAGAUUGUCGUGAGUGAAAAAAAAAAUGUUAUCUUUGAUAAAAAAGACAAAACAGAUAAUGUUGAAAAUAAAGAUAAAAAACUAACAAUUAAUGAUAUAGAAAAGGAACAAGGGGAUCAUAUAAAAGAAAACCCGAUUCUCAAUGAAGUGGAAAAGGAACAUAAUCCUAAUGAAAUGGAGAAAGGACAUAAUCUUGAGGAAACAGAGAAGGGCCAGAAUCUUAAAGAAAUAGGAAAAGAACAGCAGACCAUUAAUAAAAUAGAGAAGGAACUAGUAGUUUUUGACACAGAAAAAGAACAAACAGUUGAUAAUAACGAGAAAAUUAUUGUCAAUAUAGAACAGCACGUAGGUGAAGAAAAGAAUACCACAGUUGAAAUUAAGGAGAGAUUAUUGUAUUUAGAUCAAAAUGUGAUUGAAGAAUUUGAAAUUAAAACUAGUCCUGGUAUUACUACUCCACAUUCAGACAAGAAGAAUGAAGCAAAAAUUGAAGGCAGUAGUAUCACAGAGUGCAACAAUAAAUCUAACAAAAUAGAAGAUGUCAAAAAAACUGACUGUAAUAAACUUUCUCUACUGAAUGAAGUAAAGACUCCUAUGAAAUCUUCAGAAUCUGGAUCCAUAAAACACAAGAAUAAGGAUUCUUCUAAGAAAAAAAUUAUCACUACUGAAGAGAUCCCAGUAGUUAAUGAACCACUGGUAAUCUACAACACAGCUAAAAGUUCAACUGUUACAGAUAUGUGUGAUUUAGAAGAUCACAUUCCAUCUCAAAUAGUAUGUACCAAGAAGGCUUUGAUAAAUGAAGAAGUGAUGAAAGUUGCUGGUAUCAACAAUGAAUUCUCCAAAGAGAGUGCCAUUCCAAAGACUGAACCUGAAAUGUCAAAAUUACUCAGCCGAUUGACUUCAGACAGGAAAGAAGAAAAUAAUUCCAAAAGUAGAGAGCUUGAUUCAAAAACUUUAAAGUCUGAACAAAUUGUUUCAAAGAACUUGUUGAAAAGUGCUAUAAAAAGCAAAAGCUUAAACACUAAUGUAUUACCUCCUUCUAAAUCUAUGAACAAAGCCAUUAUCUUAUCAGAAAAAAUUAUACGACCUGCUAGAGAAGUAGUAGGCACUCCAGGUAAUAUAGCUGUGAAGCGAACAUAUGAAGAUGUGGAGGAUAUAGAACCUUAUGUAAUAACCAAAACUCCCAAAAUUGAACCAAAAAAAGAUGAAAUAACUGGAUCCCAAAAGCUACCUAGCCCAUCAGCAUCAAAAUUAUCAGUUAGUUCUCCUAAACAAUUUAUUAUGAAUGCCAAUAAGCAGGUGAUAGGUAUCAAAAAAUCUUCUGGAAAAGCUAAAAUACUCAAUCAGACAAUCAUUCGACCAGCAGGUGAAACAAUUCAAAAUAAAGUACUGAUGGGAACUGAAGAUAAUGCAGAAUUUGACAUCAAUUCAAUGCCUAUUGUCCUAUCAGAUCAACUACUUACUCCAGAGACAUUAGAGAAUAUUCCUAUAGUUUUGGGUGAACAAGCUCAAAAAACUAUUCCUGUCAGUGAAAACAUGAAAAUAAUCAUAGAUAAAAAAGCUCAAAAUAGUUCUAAAGCAAUCAUGAAAACUGUACCAAUGUCUUCAGGAUCUGCUUCUCAAACAGUUAGAAUGCCCAUAUUGAAAAAGACAGCUCCGAAAAUUUUACAAACCUCAAAACCCCAACAAAAGAUCAUCAGGCAAGUAACUCCAACACUUGGCACAAAAUCUGGGAAGUUUGUGGUUGUAUCUGACAGUCCCAAUAGAACAGUACAAGUAAUGAAGAAACAACCAAAUCUACUGCGGAAGACUAUACCAAUUACAUGUGUAGCUUCUAGUACACCAAGUAAUCCAUCCGAGUCCACAGGUCAUAAGAUAAUGAUUUUCACAAAUCAGCAAGGUAAACAGCAGAGGUUGCUGUUGACUCCAGCUCAACAAAAAAUGUUCGGUAUGCAGCUACCAGGUAAAACUGUUGUAAAAAGUUCUGCAGUUGGUCAAAAAUCCCAAGUUGCCAAAGUUCAAACCAGCACUUUAGCUUCAACAUCUAAAUUGCUCAGUCAAAACAUUCAAUCUCCCAAGUUGAUUAAGACAACUGCAGCACAAGUGGCAUCCCCUCAUAUGAAAAUAGUAGCUCCACGAAAAAAUCAAAAAGUUUAUGUACCUGGAACACAGAUAAACAAACCUCCUCAACAGAAAACAAUUGUAAUAACUAACCAACAUAGUCAAACUGUUAGGAAGAUCCAAGGUACAAAUGAGGCUCUGUUAGAUAAGCAGGUUGCUGAACAGUUAGAAGCCAUUAAAGUUAGUAGCAUGAAGGCUCAGCAGAAACAACAAGAAGCCAAUACAAGAGCUACCCUUGCCAACAAAACACCUACAGUUCCUAUAAGAAAACCUAAUAUAAAAAGGCCAGAAUCUAAACAACAGGCAGUAGUUCCCCAAACUAAACCAAUUUACCCAUCCACAUCAACAAUUUCUGGUCCGUCUAGAGUUACUGAUCAGCGAGUUCCCCCAUUAGCUCCAAUUAAACAGGCUAAAAAACUAGAAGAUUCACUGAAACAAACAACUUCAAAUAAACCUGAAAGACCUCUUAACCAGUUAGUAAUUCAGGACAAUAUGGGAAAUCAAACAACAAUCACUGAAGGGCAAAUUUUGGCAUUGCCCAGUGAAACUGUUGAUGGGCAGCCUCAAUCUUAUAUGUUGGUGACCUUAGAUGAAACUGGAAAUUUAACACCUUUGAACAAUGAAGCCUUAAUGUCUUUAGACCCUAGUUUGGCAGGAUUGGCUGGUGGAGAUCUUAGUAAUAUGGUACUGCAGAUGGAUGCAGGAACAUCAAAAGAUAAUGUAAACCAAAGUGCACCUACAACAGUUCAAGAGAAACCUAAGCAACAAGCAAAACCACCAGUAGCUCCUCCUAAACCAGUGCAGCAAGUUGUGGCUCCUAUGGAACAAACAACUACCCAAGUUCAAGUGACUUGCAAUAUCAAUGGAGAGUCAGGACAGCAAUUAAUACUCACAGGAGAUCCUGUCGCUACUCAGAAGUUCUUAGAUUCUCUAAGUGAUGGCAGCACAGAUUUAUCAAAUAUAUUAGCUGGUGCUGAGGGAAAUUCAUUCUUGAUUCAAGCAGAUGGCCAACAGAUUUUAAUCAACACUGAACCUUCAGAAGCUCCUAUGGUGCAGCAUAAUACAAAUAUCAUUGAACAACAGGAACAAGGCAAUCCAAUGUUUUCAACUCAUCCUGUGAAAAAUCAAGAUAUUCUUGCAGCUGCAUUAGCAGACACAGAUGUCUUCCAGCAAGAACAAGUUACUAGUCAGGGUAAACUAUCCCAGAUGAGUCCUGGACAAACUUUGUUUCCAAUGAAUAUGGGUAACGUUCUAGAGACCAGUUUAACGUUAAAUUCCCCAAUUAUGACCCCGCUUGAAGUUCCAAGUACAAAUAGCAAAAGAAUACCGGAUGAAGAAGCUGACAUAUUGACAACACAUGUUCCCAAAAAUGUGGAUCUGCCAAUAACAAUAACAGAUCCGAAUAUUUCACAGACUGUAUCUCAUCAACAGGUUUUAAUGGCUGGUGAUCUUCAGAGUAAUUUAGAAUUAUCUCUACCAAUAUCUGAGACAAGCAUGUCAGUUACAUCAGAAAUGAACAGUCCAUCUUUUGUAUAUUCAUUACCCAAUUUAGAUGUUUCUGAACAUGCAGAAAUUAGUCAGAAAACUUUCAGCAGUAGUAUGCCUCUUCUAACAGAAGAUGUUGAAGAGUCAUCUGAAUUCGUUCCUGCACCUCUUAAAACUGUAACAUUACAAGAAUCUACAAUUUUAGGAAGAACAGUAACAUCCCGAAUAACAAAGACAGAUAGUUCGGAAAAAGGGAAUGAACAGGGCAUAGUGGAAUCCAUGAGCACCAGAGGAAUGGUAUCAGGUGGCACAUUCAUGGAAGAAGGCUUGUGUACCCUAGGCGCUGAAAUGUGCAGUUCCUUGAGUGAACCCCCCCCAGAAAUGUUUGAUAUACCAAUGGAAAAUGACGGUAUGAAUUUUUUAAACAAUAAAUCUAAAGAGAAGUCUAAUCUGUCAACAGUUGAAUCAAGAUUGUUAGCAGACGAUAGUUCUUUGGAAAUUCCUGUGCAAUCCCAAAUUAUUUCUUCUGAUUUCAAAGAUUCGUUGCAAUCAAGUGAUUCCUCGAGCUCUGUUUCCCAAGACAAAACACUGUAAAUUGGACUGAAUUUUUUAUUAAUGAGCAGUUGUAUAUAGCAUGUAAAUGUUUAUAAUAAAAUGGUCUUGGGGUGUAGCUGUAGUGCUGUCACUCUUACCUGCAGCUUGAUUGGUGCAAGCUAUUAAAUUUUUUUUAUGUUGAAAAAUUCUACUUUUGAAAAUAUUUUAUAAAGUUAUAUUUCAUUUUCUACAUGAGAGAAAUUCAUUCAGUUAAGAGUUAUUGCACUACGGAGUAGCUUUCUUUUCCUGAAAGAAUGUUAUAGUUCUGGAUUUUGUAAAUAAAAUAUUGUUAUUCAUGUACGAAUUGUACAUAACAAUUAUCGGAUUUCUUCUUAAACUCAAUUUAUAUAUGUUAUUUUAUUUUUUUUUCAUAUAUUUAGUUUGUAGAUAUAAAUAUCUAUUGCACACUUUCAAGCCUAUCUGUUAUCAUGAAUGUAUCUCUAGAUAGUAGGUCUCGUCAUUUGUGUGACAUUUAUACUGAAUCCAUUCAGUUCUGGCUAUUUUUUCAGUUAUUUCAAUUAUAGCGUAUUCGACUGGCUGCACCAGUGCGAUAUAAUUCGAAUUUUUGUCGAGCUAAGUGACAUAAUUAGCUCGAAUUAAUUCGAACUGGUACAGCUAGUCCAAUUCGCUAUAAAUAAGUAUUUAAGCAUAUAGAUGUCUCAUCUUCUAUAAGAUGUUAUAAAUUUACUUUAUGUAUUAUAGUUUCGUAAAAUAAAAGUUAACUAUUUCAUAA